CAUCAAAACCAAGGAGAGGAAACCAUUUUGUAGUUAGCACAACUUCUCAAUGGCCAGCAUAGAGGAUGGUACCAUUGCGUUAGGGCCGUGGGGUGGAUCUGGUGGUACUGCAUGGUCGUUUCAGAAUGCUCGAGCGAUCACCAAAAUCAAAAUUAGCUCGGGAGAUGUUGUUGAUUCAAUUACCUUCCAGUAUAUCGAUGGCGAGUUAGUCCGUUGGUCCCCUACAUAUGGAGGGACCGGAGGCAAGUCUACGGAGAUUGAUCUUGGAACCGACAGUUACCUUACGGCUAUAUCCGGUCAUUAUGGCAAUUAUGAUGACAUCGUCGUCAUAAAGUCUCUUACAUUUGUGAGUACCAAAGGCACCUAUGGGCCAUUCGGUACGAAGGAAGGAACUGCUUUCUCCGUUCCUGUGAAUGGUGGGAAUUUUGUUGGCUUCUUCGGACGUGCCGGCGAAUGGCUUGAUGCUCUUGGGUUCUACUUGAAGCCCACUUCGGCCUAGUUAUUCCAAAUUAUCUUUGGAUUGGAUUGUAAUAAAUAAUGGAGAUACUAUCUCCAAACUCUAUGUGGUUGUAGUUGUCUCUUUGAUCCCUGCUACCAACUAUGUAUGUUUGCUAAAUUUUAAUCUAUUUUAUGAAAAUAAAUGGAAGUGUGAUGAAA
This is a messenger RNA of Phoenix dactylifera (date palm), 657 nucleotides long. Its product is annotated as mannose/glucose-specific lectin-like. Lineage: Eukaryota; Viridiplantae; Streptophyta; Magnoliopsida; Arecales; Arecaceae. Gene Ontology annotation, molecular function: carbohydrate binding. The record is from RefSeq and is a predicted model, not a curated record.